This is a messenger RNA of Liolophura sinensis, 977 nucleotides long. RefSeq lists its product as uncharacterized. Bases 63 to 890 code for a protein of 275 amino acids. NCBI's taxonomy places the organism in Eukaryota, Metazoa, Mollusca, Polyplacophora, Chitonida, Chitonidae. The transcript has 4 exons. The record is from RefSeq and is a predicted model, not a curated record.
UAAGGCGCCUUAUACAGACCUAUCAAGAGCAGUCGUUGGAAACAGGUCCUGGCAAAGACGAAAUGAGUGGGCGUAUUGGAACAGGGUUGUUCGUGCUUCUGGCUGUGACCUUCAGCGCAGGUGAAGUCCUCUGGUCCUUGACCCACUAUCCGUCAAGCGAUAUCCUAAAAGACUUCAAAGCUAUCAAGUCUUAUGGAGAAGAGAACAUGAAGUUGGUUGACGACCCAGCCGGAGGCAGUGAAAAGGUUCUGAGAGUUUUCUACCCUAAAGGUACACGUAACCCAGGGCAUCACCCACGUGGAGGCGCCCAGUUCUACGCCUACCCGAUUCACCAAAGAACGUCGAUGACUCUGACAUACGACGUUUAUUUCGCUGAGAAUUUCGAUUUUGUCAAAGGCGGGAAACUACCGGGCUUGAUGGGAGGAACAACGAGGACCUGUUCUGGAGGCCGUGACUCCGACCAUUGCUUUACGUCCCGGUUUAUGUUUAGACGAGAAGGAGACGGGGAGGUGUAUUUCUACGCGCCCCACGACCAGGAGAGCAACUUCUGUGACCGUGACAAUGUGAUCUGCAACUUUAACAAAGGUCACUCUCUCGGCAGAGGGACAUGGCGCUAUAAGAAAGGAAAGUGGCAGACCUUAAGCCAACAAGUUCAGCUCAACACCAUUGGUAAGAGAGACGGACACAUCAAGGUUUGGGUGGAUGGACAUCAAGUGUUCGAGUUCAGGAACCUUCUGUUCCGCCAUGAAAGUUCAGUCGAGGUCACAGGCAUGUUUUUCUCGACGUUUUUCGGAGGGUCCGAUGACAGUUGGUCCACUCCUCACGACACUUACACCUACUUCAGGAACUUCUACUUCUCGACGAAUGAUCACCCGCACAUCAUUGGCUAGCCGCAAACUUUAUGGCGUCACACCUCUUGUGACGUCACACACCCUGCGAUGUCCUGCUCUAGUUUAUUAGUCAAUGAAUAAAUCAGG